Messenger RNA from Lithohypha guttulata, 1938 nucleotides. RefSeq lists its product as uncharacterized. NCBI's taxonomy places the organism in Eukaryota, Fungi, Ascomycota, Eurotiomycetes, Chaetothyriales, Trichomeriaceae. The transcript has 2 exons. The record is from RefSeq and is a predicted model, not a curated record. Gene Ontology annotation, cellular component: nucleus; cytoplasm. Gene Ontology annotation, molecular function: protein binding. Gene Ontology annotation, biological process: proteasome-mediated ubiquitin-dependent protein catabolic process. The coding region runs from base 1 to 1938 and encodes 645 amino acids.
AUGUCGUAUGCAUCCGUAGUUACAGGAACACCAACAAACCAGUCAAGCAACCCAACGAGAUCAGGGUCUCUUGCACAAAACGCUACAAGCCACAACGCGAAUGCCUACCCUCCUCAGUAUCAAGCAGACACAAGGACAGCAGGAAGGGACCACGACAUGGCAUCCUACGGCACAUCCUCAAGCCAGCGAAGAGGUCUCUCAUUCUCCUCACAUAGACAAAAUCAAGCCUCGACCGUACCUCCUUUCUGGGUUCCACCUUAUCUAGAAGAGUCAAGAUAUGCGAAGAAGCUUGAAGCAGCGUACAAUGCUCGUGUACGUGCUUUACGAGAACAAGAUGCUACGAGUUCCAUUGCCUCGAGCUCAAUAUGGAAUUGGUCAAGCAAUGCCAGGAUAGCCCCUUCGCAUCGUGGAAUGACUUACGACAUCAUUGAAAGCAUUGCUCCGCUCGAGGACGACACGAUUCCACUACCAACGAGGUUAAGCAGUACGGACAAGCAUCAAGGUCUUGACUUACUGGGAGAAGGUUUGGAGGUGAGAUACAAUGGUCCGACUGGCAAGGACCUGGAAGCAGCUUCUAUCAGAUCAGAUCAUCCGAUUUCUCCACAAUGUGGCAUAUAUUACUACGAGAUCAAUAUACGGCAGAAAAGCAAGGAUUGUGCUGUUGCUAUCGGGUUCUCGACGUCAGACUUCUCCCUAGAAAGAUUACCUGGUUGGGAGCCCAAAUCCUGGGCAUAUCAUGGAGAUGAUGGCAAAGCUUUCGAAGGUCAGUCUAGUGGUCAUCCUUACGAGUCAGGUUUCGGAGCCUCAGACGUUGUGGGCUGUGGUAUCGAUUUCAACAAGGGUCAUGCAUUCUUCACGAAGAAUGGCCGGGACCUUGGUGUGGCCUUUAGAGAUAUUACCUUCCCAUCGACGCCAGUGUUCCCAUGUAUUGGAAUGAAGAAACAUACUGGCGUGCUAAUAAAAGUGAAUUUUGGUCAACAGCCAUUCGUCUUCGAUAUGAAGGACAAGAUGGCUGAAGAGCAGGAUAACGUCGCGCGUCAUAUAGCUCGGACUAGCACACACAAAAUACACCCAAGACAGCCGACAGAGGCAGCUUUCACUCAAGAGCUGAUCGCGCAAUUUCUGUCCCACGGUGGUUACAUCGAGACUGCGCAAGCCUUCUCUCAACAGGUCGAGAAAGAGCAGCAAGCACUUUACGGCAACGAACAGCCGAGUCAUUCGGAUAUACGCAGUCCAGACACUUUCGAUGCAAGACCACGACAACAAAUCCGACAAGCAAUCCUCGGAGGCGACAUUGACGUUGCCCUCGAUGCGACAGAGGAGCACUUCCCCGGCGUACUGGAGGCCCAUCCACAGAUAUUCUUCCAGCUGAAGUGCCGCAAGUUCGUGGAGCUAGUGCUGAAAGCAGCAAGAAUCGACAAGUCGAGGGACACACUUCGCAGGAAUAAGCAUCCUGGCAAUGGCGCUGCUUCACAACCCUCAGCAGUGGAUGAUGUCUUUGAGUCAGCUAUGGAGCUGGAUGAGGAGCAGCAGACUUCACUUAAUGGACAUGGUAAAGCGCCUAUGCAGACAAAUCCAGAAAGCGAAGAGUACAAUCAAUUAAUAGCUCAAACUAUCGAGUAUGGUCAAAGCUUGAAAGAAGAGUACGGCGAAAAGGGCAAUCCAGAGCAGGAUAAGAUAUUACAUGACAUUUUCAGUUUGAUGCCAUAUUACGAUCCGUCUCCAAGUCAAAACGGACAUCUUCUUGACUUUAGUGGGCGAACGAAGGUUUCUGAGGACCUCAAUUCAGCGAUUCUGACAUCCCUAGGGAGACCUUCAAAUGCCGCCCUCGAGACGCUCUACCGUCAGACCGAAAGUCUACUGGAUGUACUCAGCUUAGAAGGAGGUCCAGCAAGUCUCGUCGAUCUAGAGAGACAGCCAGGAGAAGCAAGUCGAUAG